CUUUUUAACCUUGAUUGUGAAGGAUGAAAAGCAGCAGCCACUUUCUGCGGAACAGGGCUUCUGGAGGAACUUGCUCCUUUCCUUUUGGAUUAUAUUGGCCUAAAGACAUCAAGAUAUUGAACGGAUAAUGUUGUGAGUUUCUACAUGCCAGUCUGUGUUCCAUCACUUUUUGAAGCAGCAGCUUUGGUAAUGCACUGCUAACAUGGCUGAACAAAGGCAACGUACUUUGUCAACAUCAGGGGAAGCAUUAUAUGAAAUCCUGGCCCUAGAGAAGGGAGCAACACAUGAUGAGAUUAAGAAGUCCUACAGAAAAUUGGCUCUGAAAUACCAUCCCGACAAGAAUCCGGACAAUCCAGAGGCUGCAGAAAAAUUUAAAGAGAUCAACAAUGCUCAUGCAACACUGACUGAUCUGUCCAAGCGAAACAUAUAUGACAAGUAUGGAUCAUUAGGGCUCUAUGUGGCAGAACAGUUUGGUGAGGAAAAUGUUAACACCUACUUCAUGCUCUCAAGCUGGUGGGCAAAGGGCCUGUUUGCAGUCUGUGGUCUGCUGACGGGCUGCUACCUCUGCUGCUGCCUCUGCUGCUGCUUCAACUGCUGCUGUGGAAAGUGUAAACCCAAAGCACCGGAAGGGGAAGAGCAGGAGUUUUGUGUGUCUCCAGAAGAUUUGGAAGAGCAAAUUAAGAACGACAUGGAAAGAGAUGGAGAAACUCCUAUCAUGCUUCAGCCGACUAAUGCGACCGAGAAGACACAGCUAAUAGGGGACAGCCGUCGGAGCUAUCGCACAGACUCCUAGAGCCAGCAAACACAACCUGUUGGUGCUUCCCACUGAGAACAAACACACUGAUAAGCUCUGCAGCCCGUAUUUGUAGUUGUCUUUAAGUUAAUCAAGAGUAACCUGAGAGAAUUUCCUAUCAAUGCAGAAUCUCCCUCGAGGCCAUUUCCAAUAAGUUGAUAACUGCACUCUGCAAGGAGAUACCUAUGGCCGUUACUGAGCUGUACACACUGGCAUGUUGUGGCCUCUCAUGGCUUCAAACUGCCAGGCUCAAGCAUGGUCUUUCCCUCUAGCAAUAUGCCCUUUGGUAUAGUUGCUCUCCUCCAGGCCCUCAGCUGUGGGUUCACCUCCCAGGCACAAUCCCAAGUCCCUUUCUGGACACA
Molecule: messenger RNA, 1155 nt
Organism: Strigops habroptila (Kakapo)
Lineage: Eukaryota; Metazoa; Chordata; Aves; Psittaciformes; Psittacidae
Gene: DNAJC5B
Product: DnaJ heat shock protein family (Hsp40) member C5 beta
Exons: 5
Coding region: 203-793 (196 amino acids)
Source: RefSeq, a predicted model, not a curated record